This is a messenger RNA of Thyridium curvatum, 780 nucleotides long. RefSeq lists its product as uncharacterized. The transcript is spliced from 2 exons. Bases 1 to 780 code for a protein of 259 amino acids. NCBI's taxonomy places the organism in Eukaryota, Fungi, Ascomycota, Sordariomycetes, Thyridiales, Thyridiaceae. Gene Ontology annotation, cellular component: cytosolic small ribosomal subunit; nucleus. The record is from RefSeq and is a predicted model, not a curated record. Gene Ontology annotation, biological process: translation. Gene Ontology annotation, molecular function: RNA binding; structural constituent of ribosome.
AUGGCCACUCCCGGUGCUCAGAUUUCCAAGCGGAGAAAGUUCGUCGCCGACGGUGUUUUCUAUGCCGAGCUGAACGAGUUCUUCCAGCGCGAGCUGGCUGAGGAGGGAUACUCCGGCGUCGAGGUCCGCGUCACUCCUACCGUCACCGACAUCAUCAUCCGCGCCACCCACACCCAGGAGGUUCUCGGUGAGCAGGGUCGCCGCAUCCGCGAGCUCACCUCCCUCAUCCAGAAGCGCUUCAAGUUCCCCGAGAACAGCGUCUCCCUCUACGCCGCCAAGGUCCAGAACCGCGGUCUGUCCGCCGUCGCCCAGUGCGAGUCUCUCCGCUACAAGCUCCUCAACGGUCUUGCCGUCCGCCGUGCCUGCUAUGGUGUCCUCCGCUUCAUCAUGGAGAGCGGCGCCAAGGGUUGCGAGGUCGUCGUCUCCGGCAAGCUCCGUGCUGCCCGUGCCAAGUCCAUGAAGUUCACCGACGGCUUCAUGAUCCACUCCGGCCAGCCUGCCAAGGACUUCAUCGACAGCGCCACCCGCCACGUCCUGCUGCGCCAGGGUGUCCUGGGUAUCAAGGUCAAGAUCAUGCGCGGCUCCGACCCCGAGGGCAAGUCUGGUCCCCAGAAGUCCCUGCCCGAUGCCGUCACCAUUAUCGAGCCCAAGGAGGAGCAGCCCGUUCUCGCUCCCGUCAGCCAGGACUACGGCGCUAAGGCCGCCCAGGCCCAGGCUCAGGCCGAGGCUGCGCGACAGGCAGAGCAGGGUGGUGAGGAGGAAGCUGCCCCCGAGCAAUAG